Messenger RNA from Schistosoma turkestanicum, 1343 nucleotides. NCBI's taxonomy places the organism in Eukaryota, Metazoa, Platyhelminthes, Trematoda, Strigeidida, Schistosomatidae. The record is from the annotation of a GenBank genome assembly.
AUGGAAGCCGCUUUGUUUUCUAAUAUGGAUAUGCAGACUCCUAAUCAGUAUGCAUUGGCAAUAUCCUCACGAAUCGAUUGGAAUGAACAAGAUCAUUUAUCGAUUGAUAAGUCAUCGCAUGUUAUCGAUUCUUAUAAAACAAAUUACCUGACAAAUUGUGAUCAUUAUUUUUAUCAUUAUCGAAAGCAGAAUAAAUUUAUAUUUGAAAAUGGUCAAUCCAUGUCUUGUGCGGAAUUAUUCCAAUUAGGUUUUGGUAAUUGGACCAGUCAAAUUCAACAAUUUGGUGCUCAAUUAAAAAUAUUAAUUCAAGAUGAUUACAAUGCAGUUUGGGGUUUAGCUGCAUUGAUUUUAGUGAAUUAUAAACCAGUCAAUUAUCGUACUCCACUACUGAAUUCCAGUGAAGUCUAUUCAUUACAUCAUAGAUUUGUUGAAAUGUUAAAAAGUCAUUGUUGUUCAUCGAAUCAACACACAAACGCAACAUCGAAUUCACAAACAUCAUUGAUCAUUAUUGACUCAACGAAUCAUAAUACAACCAAUAGUAAUAAUAAUAAUAAUAAUUCAUUGAAAAAAACCAAUCGAUUUAUUACAAGCGAUCAUCAUCAUGUAACAUCUUUACCAAUAUUACGUAAUGAUUCUACUUAUUUUUCCAUAGUAUUUCAACAAAAAGAUGUGAUACAUGAAAUUACGCGGCAAUUUUUAAUUGUACCAUUAAAACAUUUAUUUGAAAGUGAUCAAACUACUUAUUCAUGGUUAAAAGAUAUUUUAGAAAUUAUUAAAUUAUCAGACUGAAUACACACACGCACACACACAAUUACGAUGAUAUUAAAAAUUAUAAUCUGAUUCUAUAAAAUAAUCAAUAAAAAAAUAUCACAUGGCAUGACAUUGAACAUUGAAUUGUAUUCAAUUAUCAAUAAUGAGAUGAGCGGGAGAAAGCCAACAGUAACUUUGAAACGUUUUACUCAGUCAUUCAUAAUUCUUACCAGUUUCAGAUGAACAAACUUUUUUCUUAAAAAAAAAAUGGCUUCACAUUUAAUUUUUCACCAAUUGGUUUUACAAUAAAGAAAUAAGCAAUUAAAUCUAUAUACAUUUUGUUCAAGUAUUUCUGUUUUGUUUUAGUGCAAUUUUUUUCUUGUUAUUUGUUGGUUUAUUCAUAGAAAAAUUGAGCAUUUAAUAUAUCCACACACAAAAAGAGGUCAUGUAUUAUACCGAUUUCCUGGCAUUUCAUGACAUAUUACACAUAAUGAAACAUAAUUCUGAAUAAUUCACACACACUUUUUUAUGCCUUCUAAAAUGUUGUAUACAUUAAUUUACACUAAUGCAGCUUUGAUUUAUUAUGUUACAGC